GAGAUUAAUAAAUAAAGAAAAGAGAAGGGGGGAUAUGAUGGAGGGUAGUAAUGGUAGUAGUAGUAAUGUUCCACCAGGGUUCAGAUUCCAUCCAACAGAGGAAGAACUUGUGGGGUAUUACCUGAACAGAAAGGUUAAUUCCUUGAAGUUUGAUUUGGAUGUUAUUGCUGAUGUUGAUCUCUAUAGGAUUGAGCCUUGGGAUAUUCAAGAUAAAUGCAAGUUGGGAGGACAUGAGGAGCAGAAGGAGUGGUACUUCUUCAGCCACAAGGACAGGAAGUAUCCGACGGGGAGCCGGACGAACCGGGCGACGGCCGCCGGAUUCUGGAAGGCGACGGGGCGGGACAAGGCGGUGGUGGCGGCGAAGGAGGAGAAGAUGAUAGGGAUGAGGAAGACAUUGGUGUUUUACAAAGGUAGAGCCCCAAAUGGCACCAAAACCCAUUGGAUCAUGCAUGAAUAUCGCCUCCAAUCUUCUCUCCAUGCACCUACCCAGGAGGAAGGAUGGGUGGUAUGCCGUGCAUUCAAGAAACCAAUCCCAAAUAACAAUAGGCCAGUAGGAGGAGAUGGAUUAUAUGAUGCAAAUUGUAAUAAUUACUACUACCUUAGAGACCACCACCACCACCACCACAAUGGUUGUUCCCGGCAGCCACUGCCGCCGCCGCCGCCACCAGCAACCACAUUUUUCUCACCGCCACACCAUUUCAACCACCUCAACGACUACGACCAAAUCGCCAUCGGCCCCAUCGUCCCCACGGCGGUCACUAGUCACGAAGAUCACCAUCAUCAUCAAAAGGAAUUUGACAAGAUGAAUGGUUAUGCAGAUGAUCAUAAUAAUGAUCCUCAGAACCUCGCCGCGAUGAUGGUCCCCUCCUAUUCAUUUGCUAAUAUGCCGCCGCUGCUCAUGCGGCAUGAUGAUGACCAUGACCACAUGAGUCAUCUUUUUGGGUGCUUCCCGGAUUUAUAGCCCGGUCCGAUGGGACCGGGACAUAUAUAUAUAUAUAUAUAUAUAUAUAUAUAUAUAUAUAUAUAUAUGCUUAUAUAUAUUGACCAUAGUGAUUCCAAUACAAAGAGCGAAGUAACACGUCCUGUAUACUUGCUGACUAAUUGACAUUUCUACCACGAUCGGAGAGACACGUUUCAAUACUAGAUGUUCAUGAAUGAGUCUCAACUAGACAUAUGGAACUUAAAAUGCUCAAACAAUGGUCAUUUUAGGUUUUUUCGAAAAAAAUAGACUUCUAUACAUAUCUAUAUGUGUUUACAAAGGUAUUCAGUAUUUAUUAAAGGGUUCAUUCAUUC
Molecule: messenger RNA, 1293 nt
Organism: Cuscuta campestris
Lineage: Eukaryota; Viridiplantae; Streptophyta; Magnoliopsida; Solanales; Convolvulaceae
Source: the annotation of a GenBank genome assembly